AAGCCCUUCCCUUGAAAUCAUCACAGCGAAUAUGUAGCUGAGGGAAAAAAACCUAUGUAAUCUAUAUACUUUUCAUCAUCGAGUGUGUACUGCAUACACAACAAAAGAACAGAAGACAAAGCUGCGGAUCGGAUCAUUCAAGGGUCAACCUUAGGGCAUCUCAACUCAGAUUUCCACAGCUUUGAUGCAUCACAGUGUCGAGUCAAAUCCAAGAUGACGGAAGAGGUGAUUGUCAUCGCCAAGUUUGAUUAUAUGGCCCAGCAGGACCAAGAGCUGGACAUUAAGAAGAACGAACGUCUCUGGCUUCUAGACGACUCCAAGUCCUGGUGGCGGGUUCGCAACGCAACCAACAAGACGGGCUUUGUGCCAUCUAACUAUGUAGAGAGGAAGAACAGUGCCAGAAAAGCCUCGAUUGUCAAGAACCUCAAAGACACUUUAGGAAUCGGCAAGGUGAAACGGAAAACAAGCAUGCGGGACACGGCAUCCAACGCGGACGCUGACUUCUACCCCGACAACAGCGAACGUCUGUAUGACCUGAACCUUCCCGCAUUAGUCAAAUUCAGCUACAAUGCAGAGCGGGAGGAUGAGCUAUCGCUGGUUAAGGGGACGAGGGUCAUCGUCAUGGAAAAGUGCAGCGAUGGCUGGUGGAGGGGGAGCUACAACGGCCAGUCGGGUUGGUUCCCAUCAAACUACGUGACGGAGGACGCGGACGGAUCGGCGUCCAACGACACGGGUGGGCUGUCAGAGAAGUUAGCCACUGUUGAUUACAGUGUGAACGGCAAUCGGGUGCUGCACACGGUACAGGCGCUCUACCCGUUCAGCUCGGGCAAUGACGAAGAGCUGAACUUUGAGAAGGGAGAGGUGAUGGAUGUUGUGGAGAAACCGGAGAACGACCCCGAGUGGUGGAAGUGUCGCAAAGCCGACGGUCAGAUGGGACUCGUGCCAAAAAACUACGUCACUGUGAUGCAGGAGUCCCACAACUCGGCCAGCAUGGCCGGGCCGCCCACACCUGACUGUGACUACAUUGAGCCUUCCGCCAGCGGGCGGUUCGCUGGCAAGCAGUGGUACUACGGGAAGGUGACUCGUCAUCAGGCGGAGGUUGCACUCAACCAGAGAGGCGUCGAGGGAGACUUUCUCAUCCGGGAUAGCGAGUCAUCUCCCAAUGACUUUUCAAUAUCUCUGAAGGCUCAGUCCAAAAACAAGCAUUUCAAAGUCCAGAUGAAGGACAACCUGUACUGCAUCGGACAGCGCAAGUUCAGCACAAUGGAAGAGCUUGUGGAACACUACAAAAAGGCGCCCAUCUUCACCAGCGAACAGGGUGACAAACUGUACCUGAUCAAGGCUCUCGCUGCCUCCUGAUCCCAGCGGGGGAAUAAACCGGUUAAUAAAGACUUCACAUCAAGACGGUCAGAUAGACUGGGAAUAUCAAGCAUUCCAUUAAAGGGAGGUACAGAGAUAGAAAGACAGUGGACUCCCGUUUAUUCGCUCGGAAACUCAAUGUGGGAAACGCCCAAAAAUCCAAAUACAGUAUGUUAAGAUCAUAGGUGAUGCAAUGUAUUUUGAUGUCAACAUGUAUUACAGACUAGGUCUUUUUUGUUAAUGUUCUUUUCAUUGGCUUGUUUUUGAAAAUUCUUCCCACUUUUUUUACUGUCCUUUAAGUUUCUGCUGGUGAAGUUCAGGCGGCAGAAGUUUGUUCAAGACAUUUUAAAGGUCUCGCAUACUGUCGGUGUCUGCCUGCAUUGCCUGAACAACACGCAGAAGUUGAAACUCUGCUAUAUUUAUUAGGAAUCAUUUUUUUCUGCAAAAUGCUCAAACAAUAAAAGUGAGUGACCAAAACGUACUUAUCGAUAGAUUUGUCACGAUGUUCAGAACUCAGAUUCAGGUAAAAAGAGUAAAUCUUGUGUUUGUUUGUUUCCAAACUCAAACCAAGGUAUAGUUCACCCGAAAAAUUCAUUUACUCAACCUCAUGUUGUUUCAAAUCUGUAUACACUUCUUUGUACUGUUGAACACUAAAGAAGAUAUUUAGAAUAAUAACCAUUGACUACCAUAGUAGUUUUGUUUCCUACUAUGGUAGUCAAUGGUGCCCCAGAACAAAUAUCUUCUUUUGUGUUUAGUGGACUAGUAAAAUGUAUUCAUGUUUGAAAUGCAAGAGGAUGAGUAAAUGGUGACAGAAUUAACAUUUUUAGGUGAACUAUCCCUUUAAGCAACAAGAUUGUUCUGUUAUUGCAUAUAAUCUAAUUUAACAUGAUGAGAAUAUAAGAGGGUUGAAAUAACAGAAGUUAUACUUCCCUGACAAUCGAAAUUAGUGCUACAUAUUACUGUUUGCCUUGACAACAAGUCUUACAUCUAUUGACGCAUCUUGAAAACUGUCUGUAAUUAGUCAUGGUGGGCAUGACAGCCUGUCCAAGAGCCUUAAAGAGAUAGUUCACCCAGAAAGGAAGAUUCUGUCAUCUUUUUCUCACCAUUAUGUCAUUUCAAACCUGUAUGACUUCCUUCCUUCUGCAGAACAAGAAGAAUGUUGGUAACCAAACAACAUUGGUCCCCAUUGACUUCCAUUGUAUGAACGCAAAACCACAUUUCUCAAAAUAUCUUCAUUUGGAUUUGAACCACAUGAGGGUGUAUAAAUGACAGAAUUUUCAUUUUGGGGUAAAUUAGCCUUAAAUUACAAUGCCAUGGCUGUAGAUAAACCAUAGUGGUGCUUCUCUGAGUCAGUGUUAUCUCAAUAAUGCUCUCUACAGUCGUUGGCUUCACAGGUGUGUCUUUACGAGUCUACUUAGUUUGACGUGUGAUGAAUCAGAUGGUCGCCUUCUCUGCUCAACUUGAUAGUCACUUUCCCAGAUGAGCUUCUAGGGUCAGUGAAUUGUCGUCAUGCGUCAUGAAUGAACCAUUGUUAGCUCAAGUUCAAGGAAGAACUUAUUUCACAUGGAAACCCAUCGAGCUGUUUGCUUAUCAGAACCAUCAGUCAUAUAUUAACCUGACGAAAACGCAUCCUUAUCUGCCCAGUUUUACAUAUAAAUGUGUAUGGAGGAGCAGCACGCCUCCACGGGCACGUCUCUGUUUCAACUUGGACUCAAGAUCUUCUGGGCUGUCCUCCAGCGGGUCAUCACUACAACCAUGAUUACUUCUCCGGCUGUUUGAAGCCAGACUGGGGCGAGGAACGGGGAUUUUCGGAGGAGUGUAUGGAAAAAUCGCAAAGUUUAGUUUGGUAAAUAUUAUUGUUGCAGUGGAACCAUGCUGUGGAACUCAAUGUGGGGCAAAAAAAUAGAUUUUGUUAUCUGGGACAGUGGCUCUACUGGGUUUGUUUUAGGAAUCAGAUGUCUUAUUUAAUGUAGUCGGGGUUGUUCUUUUUUUGUGUGUGGUUCUGGAGAAUGAGGGCAUGCCACACAUCCUGUCUAUGUCAGCAUCUGGUUAGUUUUGAUAACUUAUACCAAGUGACUGAGAGAGUUUGGUUAGACAUAUUGCCAACAGAACAUCAAGCUAAUGUUUACGCCUUCAUUGUCAAAUGUAUUUAUUUUGCUGUAACUGUUCACAUUUUACUGUACAUGGUAAGUUGCAUUCUGUCGUCUGCGUUUAAAAUUGUUCCUACCUUUCCCUAUCUAAACAGAACCGAGACCUUUUUGUUUCUUCGAGUUACCAGUUGAGAGCCGCCGCUUUAGGAUGAGGAAUUCUUUCUUUUAUGUGUGGUCCAUAGUUUGUGCUUAAAAAUGUGCCUUCAUCUCAGUUGCUGGAACCAAAGGUUUGGUGUUCCUCCGGUAUCGCAUCCCUGAUAUGUGACCGAUGUGAAAUCAUGUCCUGUUAAUGCAAACCGCCUGUUGGGGAACCGAUCCGCGCUUCAACAUGAAGUUUUAUUUGCCUCCUGACUAAAGUGACCUUACCGGAUGGAGCUUAGUCACGGUUGUGCCAUAGUAAGAAUUAGACCGGUCUGUUCUAUGGGAUGUACUGUAUUGUAACCGUGUCGAUUUGUCAGCCAAGACAACAACUGAAAUUCAAAAUGAAUGUGGCUUAUUAAACAAAUACAAACAGGUCUUUAACCGCCUCAUAUUAAUAGUGAACGAAAUGUGCAUUUACGUAAACUACCCAGCAAAAAUCACUGUUACCUGUUUGAGGUGUUUGAAAGGUGUUGUUAGGGGUCUUACCUGUACGUUUACUUUGCAAGGUAUUAUUAUGGUCGACCAAAUCGCUUUGCUGUCUUUUCUGUUGGGAACAUUACUGACUACGAGUAGUUCGACUUACAUACUUAACCUCAUUUUCAUCAGGAUUGUCAAACUGCACAUCAAAUGCAGCCUUUAAAGAUGUCAUGCUUGGUCCAUUGUGAAGAAGUGUGAAAAAUGCCACCCUUUUCUGUCCUGUGAUGUACAUUGUGUUCCAAAAAAUAGUUACCUUAUAACAAUUUAUUCCUGUGAUCACCAUAAUUUUGUUAGAAAAUGGAUUUUUAUCCUCUGUGAAUCACCUUAGUGGAUUUGUUAGGUUGGACUGAGUUGCAUCUCUGACCCUGGAGCAUGGGUAUAAUCUUAUGUUUGGACUGAGUUUUGCCAGAUCUGGAGGUGUUGUGACUCUGCUCGUGGAGUGAGGACUCUUCCUCAUAUGUAAUGGGAGUUCAUUAGACUGUGUAAAGAAAUAAAACUACAUCAAUCAA
This is a messenger RNA of Triplophysa dalaica, 4636 nucleotides long. It is a transcript of the gene nck1b, whose product is annotated as NCK adaptor protein 1b. Gene Ontology annotation, biological process: negative regulation of endoplasmic reticulum stress-induced eIF2 alpha phosphorylation; positive regulation of translation in response to endoplasmic reticulum stress; positive regulation of endoplasmic reticulum stress-induced intrinsic apoptotic signaling pathway. The transcript is spliced from 5 exons. NCBI's taxonomy places the organism in Eukaryota, Metazoa, Chordata, Actinopteri, Cypriniformes, Nemacheilidae. Gene Ontology annotation, molecular function: ephrin receptor binding. The record is from RefSeq and is a predicted model, not a curated record. The coding region runs from base 214 to 1359 and encodes 381 amino acids.